CCUCUCUUUACCUCCGAGCCGUUUUUUCUCCACCACACAAUGGAGAGCUUAACCACAAGCUUCAUAGCUCGAAUUCCGACAUCUUUGAAGAAACUGUCUAUUUCACAUGUCCUCGGUUACAGAACCAGAAAAUUGUUCGUCGCUCGGCCUUCGCCGAAUUUCAAAGCUCUGCGACUAGUUUGCAUGGCGGAGCCGUAUCUGUUAACAAAGUUGGACUCUGCCGAGAAAACAUGGAAAGAAUUAUCGGUCAAGCUGGCAGAUCCUGAUAUCAUCUCAAACAACAGUGAAUACCAAAAGCUUGCACAAUCUAUGUCAGAGCUUGACGAGGUUGUGUCAAUGUAUAAGAAAUUCAAAGAUUGUGAGAAGCAAUUCGAAGAUGCAAAAGCUUUAUCGAGAGAGGGUGGCAGUGACGAAGACAUGGCAGAGAUGAUUGCUUACGAAAUUGAAAGUUUAUCUAAUCAACUCAAAGAGCUUGAGGAGAAGCUUAAGGUGCUGUUACUUCCUAGUGAUCCUCUUGAUUCGCGGAAUAUCUUGCUUGAAGUGAGGGCCGGUACUGGUGGUGAUGAAGCUGGACUAUGGGCUGGUGAUCUUGUUCGCAUGUAUCAGAGAUACAGUGAGCGUAAUUCUCUGAAGUACUCCCCAUUAUCAAGUUCAGAGGCUGAGAAAGGUGGUUUCAAGACAUAUGUGAUGGAAGUUAAAGGGAAUUGUGUCUAUAGCAAAUUAAAAUUUGAGUCUGGUGUUCACCGUGUUCAGCGCGUUCCUCAGACAGAAGCACAGGGCCGUGUGCACACUUCCACUGCAACGGUGGCGAUUAUGCCAGAGGCUGAUGAAGUUGAGGUGGAAAUUGAUCCAAAAGAUAUUGAGCUUACAACAGCAAGGUCGGGGGGUGCUGGAGGGCAGAAUGUCAACAAGGUGGAGACAGCUGUCGAUCUUUUCCAUAAACCAACAGGGAUCCGCAUCUUUUGUACUGAAGAAAGGACACAACUUAAAAAUAAGAACCGUGCUCUUCAGCUGCUGCGAGCAAAACUGUACGAGAUCAAAUUAAAGGAGCAGCAAGAGAAGAUAAGGAAUCAGCGAAAAUCACAGGUUGGUACUGGUGCUCGUUCAGAAAAGAUCCGGACAUACAAUUAUAAGGACAACAGAGUUACUGACCACCGAUUGAAGAUGAACUUCGAACUCACAUCUUUCCUGGAUGGUGACAUUGAGACAGCUGUUCAGUCCUGUGUUGCGAUGGAACAGAAGGAACUCUUAGAAGAGCUUGCUGAGUCUGUAGGUGCAUCUGCUUGAUAAUGUAUGACCUUGCCUGGUGGCCAAAGCUUGUGUAACUUAUGGGUUACAAAACAGAGGGCGGCAGCUGAUUUGUUUUGCAACAAAUCAGGGAAACAAUGGGGACCAUGUCUUUUCAUCUUCGGGUAUAUUUUAUGUAUAAUAGUAACAGUCUCUGCAAUUGAUCUU
Messenger RNA from Telopea speciosissima, 1455 nucleotides. Its product is annotated as peptide chain release factor APG3, chloroplastic. NCBI's taxonomy places the organism in Eukaryota, Viridiplantae, Streptophyta, Magnoliopsida, Proteales, Proteaceae. Bases 40 to 1287 code for a protein of 415 amino acids. Gene Ontology annotation, biological process: plastid translation; translational termination; chloroplast organization. The record is from RefSeq and is a predicted model, not a curated record. Gene Ontology annotation, cellular component: chloroplast. Gene Ontology annotation, molecular function: translation release factor activity, codon specific. The transcript is spliced from 15 exons.